Messenger RNA from Xyrauchen texanus (razorback sucker), 2268 nucleotides. It is a transcript of the gene ptcd3, whose product is annotated as pentatricopeptide repeat domain 3. NCBI's taxonomy places the organism in Eukaryota, Metazoa, Chordata, Actinopteri, Cypriniformes, Catostomidae. Gene Ontology annotation, cellular component: mitochondrion. The record is from RefSeq and is a predicted model, not a curated record. Gene Ontology annotation, molecular function: rRNA binding; protein binding; ribosomal small subunit binding. Bases 25 to 2037 code for a protein of 670 amino acids. The transcript is spliced from 24 exons. Gene Ontology annotation, biological process: mitochondrial translation.
AUUCUUUCUACCUAGCCCGGUGUCAUGGCGUCCUCCUGUUCGCAGGCGCUCAGGCAUCAUGUAUAUAAAAGCAGCAGAAUAUUUCAUAUGAAUCUGCAUAAACCAUGGACUAGCAGGUCUUUUGGUGUGAGUUCUGCUGCAUAUCAACUACCUGCAGCUUCAUCAUCAGAAGAAAUUGUCAUUCCAAAGAAGAAAACAUGGAGUGAGGUGGCUGUCUUACAGGCACUUGCAUCCACUGUGAACAAGGAUCCUACAGCAUCACAUUACAGAUUCCAGGAUGACCCAUUCCUCAUCCCAAGAACAUCAGGAGAGUUUAAAUUAUUUUCCUUGUCCCAAGAAUCGGGCAGAAAUGCUGCAAAAUAUUUCAUCAAUAAAUAUCCAAAGUACUUCCAGAAAAACUACGCAGAACCUCAUAUUCCUUGUUUGAUGCCAGAAACUCUUGAGGCUCAGAUAGAGGAGGUAUCUGAAGCUGCUCUCAUAGAGAGAAUUCAACUGAGGAAAGUCAAAGCUGCCGUGGAUCUAUAUGACCAACUGCUGCAGGCUGGUACCUCUGUGUCAUCGGAUGUGACCAAUGAGCUGUUAGAUCUGAUUUGUUUCUAUGGAGACCAUGAUCCUGUACAAGAAAACAAUCCAGAACAGAGGACGGAUGACACGGAGGACGUACAGGAUGAAUUGCAGAGUAAAAAAGGAAGACCACCCAAAGCCUCCGAUUUACUGAGGACCGCAUGGAAAGAGAAUAAUAAUGCAGAGAGAAUAUUUGCAUUACUGUCGGAGCCAAACACUCGUUCAUACAGCGCUCUGAUCAGAGGAAUGGUGAAGCAUGGUGCCUACUCCAAAGCAUUCAGCACCUACACUGACCUGCUGAACAACCGACUGACAGCUGAUGUCCACACCUUCAAUGCUCUGAUCACAGCCGCCCCAGAAGUACAAGAGAAAUACAACGAGAAAUGGGAGCUGAUAGUGGAUCUUCUGAAGCAGAUGUCAGAGCAGAAGGUGAAGCCAAACCUCCUGACGCUUAACGCUGUCCUAAAGGCUUUGAGACGCUGUGGAGCUCUAGGAAAAUCACAGGCCUUCCCUGUUAUCUGUGAGAUGAAAGCAAUGUCCAUCGAUCCCAGUUUGGCAUCUUACAAUCACGUGCUGUGCAUCUUUUAUAAAACAGGUGCCCCAGUUCAUGGUCAAACAGACAUUCUACAGGAAGUGAUGAAUGAAGUUUCAGGAAGGAGUUUUGUCCCACAAGAUCCUGAUGAUGCGCAGUUCUUCAUUACUGCAAUGAGAACUUGUCUGGACACUAAAGACAUUGAGCAGGCCUACAGAGUGCAUGAGCUGCUGGGUGUCGGAGAGAAUUGGAGACUGCUGGGAGAUGCUUUCCAUCAGAGCAUCUACUAUGCACGGUUCUUCAGUCUUCUGUGUAUGAUGGAGAAUAUUGAUGUAGUUCUGAAGUGGUACAGAGAUCUUAUUCCUUCGGUGUACUAUCCCAAUUCUAAUGUCAUGAGAGAUUUACUUCAAGCACUUGAUGCUGACAACAGAUUAGACCUCAUCCCACAGAUAUGGAAAGAUAUAAAGCAGUUGGGCCAUGCUAACAGACAGUUUCUGGUAGAGGAGAUGCUGACAUUAAUGGCAAGAGAGCAGCAAAAUCAAGAGGUGCAGGAGUCAUUUGCUCGGUGUGUGCUGGAUGUGAAGAAACAGUACGAAAUGGGCGACCGUGGCAAAGUUACGCUGAGCUGGACGGCAACUUCGCUCAGUGACAUCAUUUCCAUUCUGCUAGCAGCCCAAAGGAGACAGGAAGCCUGGGAUAUGCUGAAGCUAUUCAAAACCAACAACAAAGUUCCAAGUGAGGAGCUGUUGAAUAAGUUCUUGACAUCCAUAAAGGAGAUCAGUGAUGUGAAUAAAGCAGUUGAACUAGUCCAGAUCUCAGCCGGCUUCUGUCUGCCAGAAACCCAAAAACUCAUUGAGCGGGUCCGGAAAGACUUUGAGCUCUCAGAGCAGCAGACGAAAUUCUUGUCUGAUCUGGAAAUACAGACCUAUAACAGCGAUUGACUGGCUGCUGAGAGAUGUACUGCUGCGUGAAUGAAUGUGCUGUGUACAUGGCAUCUACAUGAUUCUUCUGUACUUAUGUGUCAUAUCACAUGCUACACAUUUUACUCAACAUGGUCAAUAUUUGUACUUUCAAACCCGUUUUCCCUCAUUUCCUGUUGUAUUCUUGGUCGUCAGACCAGUUUCACAGUGUCUGCUGUUUUGUUCCUCAAAUAAAGCUCUUUACGCUGCUCA